Molecule: messenger RNA, 1779 nt
Organism: Fusarium proliferatum ET1
Lineage: Eukaryota; Fungi; Ascomycota; Sordariomycetes; Hypocreales; Nectriaceae
Exons: 3
Coding region: 1-1779 (592 amino acids)
Source: RefSeq, a predicted model, not a curated record
AUGGCCUCCGGUCCCGAUACCCCAGGCACCGUUCAGAGUCCCGCUGGCUUCGGCCCUGGCCCGGACGAUGAUUCGGCUUCUCUCAAACGCGAUGCCGACGCGGUCAACCCAAGUUCACCCGCUGGUGGUGAUGAUGGCGCAAAAAGGAGGAAGAAGGCUGGCCCUGGGAGUCGAGGUGUCGCCAAUUUGACACCUGAGCAACUCGCUAAGAAGAGAGCGAACGACCGUGAGGCUCAACGGGCGAUUCGUGAGCGGACCAAGAAUCAAAUCGAGGAUCUUCAGCGCCAAAUCCAAGAACUCACCAACCAGCAACCCUAUCAAGAACUGCAGAGUGUUCUUCGUGCCAAAGAAGCCGUUGAACAAGAGAAUGCCGACAUCAAGCGUCGUUUAGCUGGCAUAGUUGCCAUGCUCCAGCCCAUUAUUGCUGGCAUUGAACAAGCAUACGUAUCACCAGCUCAGACGUACGCGCCCCCCGUACAGCAUCCUGUUACUCUGGCCGUCCACAACAAUCACCACAACAAUGCAAACGCUGCUUCAACACCCGGCAGCGUUGCGUCUCCUCCAAGCCAUGACCCUGGACCAAGUCAAGGUCACUGGCAUCACCAGGGACACCAUGCGCCUCCUCAACAUCACCACUCUCCUCACCCACCCACCGGGCCACCAAAUACUGCCGAAGCACAAGCUGCCAGCCAAUUGACUCAACAGCGCCGAAAUCUCCAACAUGGGCUCGAUAUGGGCCCUGAACGUCUUGGGCUCGAAUUCCUACUCGAACCAUCUCAGCGGGUGAACCGGAUACAGAAUGGCGUCAACGGCGCCCAAGACACGCCACAGUUCCGCCAUAUGCCUAUGAAGCACGACUGGACAGGCGUCAAUCAAGAGCGUGCGUUGCAUAGUCGAUCGGCAAGCUGGGGCUCUCAAGGAAAGCCAGGCCAGCCUUCACAGGAGCAACAGCAAGGCCAGCAUCAACCUCCACCACAUCACACACUGUCGGCUGCACAUACACCCGAAAGCUCACACAGCCCUGGCUAUAGCCCUGCCAUGAGUGCUGCUGGUGGACCUGUACCUCGGAGUGAACCCAGCAUAACCGAUCCUGCAGCCCCUAUCAAGAAUUGCCCACCGACCUGUCCCCUUGACUCUUUACUACUCGACUUCCUCAGCGAGCGUCGUCAGCGUGCUGCGGAUGGACUGCCUGCUCAAGAUGUUGUUGGCCCUCGUUAUCCCUCUGUCUCAUCACUUCUCAACCCUGCCAACAGUGCAUACAGUCACCCUCUCUCCAAGGUGUUCACCGAUAUCCUCGCCACUUUCCCUGAUAUUUCGACUCUCCCUGAGCGUGUAGCCGUGCUCUACAUAAUGUUUCUUGUAAUGCGCUGGCAAAUAGAGCCUACCCAGGAGAACUACGACCGGCUCCCCAAAUGGAUGGCGCCAUGUCCUUCUCAACUCACCAUCCCACAUGCUGCUUGGCUUGACCACAUUCCCUUCCCUAAGAUGCGAGAUUAUCUGGUUCGCGAUCACAACCCCCUUCUUCACCCCUUUGAUAAUUUCUUUGUACCAUUUACCACAACUCUCUCGUUGUCUUGGCCAUACGAGGAGACCGACACGUUACUUCAGGACCCAGACAGUGAUGAGCUCAUGAUCAAUCCCGUCUUUGAGCGCCACCUACGGAACCUGGAUAAUUGGAAGUUGGGUGAUGCUUUUGCCAAGGCGUUUCCUAAGCUAGUAGGAACAUUCAACCUCAGCCAAUCUACUUCGCCACGACCAACUUCGUCUAGCAGCCGAUGA